AUGAUGAAGAUGGUAUCCAAACAACCGUGGGCUGUCCUCUUCCUCACAUUGUCGUCUCUAUUUUCCGUGAUUCUGUGCGGCACAGCGGAGGAGGAGGAGGAGGAGGAGGGCUUCAGUGCUGAGGUACAGACAGUCUUAUCACUGGGUUUGAUCUGUGAUUAAUUAUUUCAAGAUAAAUUGGACAGUAAUGACUGUAUAUGCUGGAUUAAAGUCCAAAUGCUCAUGUUACUUGAAUUUAUUGCAUCAAGUAAGCCUCUCCACUGCCCAGAGGAAUUGACCUCUUGACCUAUUAAUAAUAUUGUGUAUAAAAUGCAUGGAUAGGGUCAAUCUAUUCAAAAAACGGUAACAUUAAGAUACUGUUAGUUGACUUUUGCUGUAGAUGCAUCUUAAAAAUAUGAUCGUUUCAGAGCUUCAGGUUGAACAUGUAUCAUGGAUUAAUCCGCCAGGUUAUGGUUCUCACGAUCAAAUAAUUAGUAUUUUAAAGUUUUAUAUAACUUUUCUUAAAAAAUUGAUCACAGUGUCCAAAGUGGCAUCUUCAAGCUGCUUCUUUUGUUCUACCAACUCUUAAAAACCCCAACACUUUUGUCUACAGUCAUAUGAAAAACAGGAGCAGAUCCUUACUUUGAGGAGCUGGAAACUACUUUUUUUAACUUAAAAAUGCCCCAAAUUAUUAUCCAAUGUCACGUCUUUCACCUCCAAAUGUCUUGUUAGUCAGUUAAUUGAUAAUUUAUUAAUUAUUUGGACCAAGGGCACAUACCAGGUGCUACACUUCGAUUUACCCACUGAUCAAUAGACAACUAUUAGACAUCUAUUUUUUUUUUAAUCUAAUUUCAACUGUCUAGAUUCUGUAUAUUUUUAGACUGAAUUUAGGUGUUGCACUUUAACCCAUUAUUCAAUAACUAUUUAUGUCAGAAAGCAACUGUGAGUUGCAUAACUGAUCUCCAGGUAUAAAUAUAGAUCUCCAAAAUAAUUAUGAUAGCCGUUGAGCAAUAUACAGUUUAGUAUAGAUAUAGCCCACAUUUAGACUAAAGUCUUAAUUUGGUCUAAAUUUAGAUGUCUAAAAUAUUUAAAAUUUUAGACCUGUGGUAGCCUGAUUUUAGACCAGUCUUGGCUACAUUUAGACAUCUAUUAGACCUCUUUUAGAUAAAAAAAUGCUCAGUGGGUAGCAUCUCUUGGCAAAAUUUGUAAACAGAUCUAACAAUGAAUAUAGUAAAUCAAAGACACACUAAAAGUAGCAGGUUGAUGAGCCAUAAAUGCUUCUCUAAAUGCUCCCGUGAGAAGUUUUAACUUGGCAUCUAAAAGACUGAAAUGAACAGUAAUUCAGUAAUAAAUCUUUAUGGAAACAAGACCAUCAGCUGUAAGGUUAGCCAUUGUUUAUGUCAGUGGCUGCUGUAGAGGGUCAGCUGUCAGACCAGGUGAGUGACAACACACUGAAGAAAAUGUUUUUUUACACAUGAACAGGUCAGUAUUAGCAAAGAGAAAAGAGGUAUGACUUUGUCCACAGGAGGCGCCAAUCUAACAAGAUUCCUCACAGAAGCUUUUAUUUAUCGUCAUUUCAAACUGAAGUAUCCACAGCUGAACUAAAAAAGAUGUAGCUAUUUGGGGGGUACUACACCAUCUCAUAAAGAGACCAGCAUAGUUAAUUUGUAAGAGAUGUCCCAGUGACAUUGAGGAGGAGGUCUGAAAAACAGACAUGAAGAAUAACAAAGAGAAAAAAACGAUCUUAAUUAGCCAUCAGUCAAAUUGUUAUUCUUAACAUCUGUACUGUGAUCAGCCCUGAUUGUCAUUGACAUUGUUUGCAGCUCUGAUCUUUUGUCUUCCUUUUUUGUAAAUUUGCUGUACUUCGAAGUAUAUUAAUAUAAAGAUGUUGGAGUAAGUGUUGUUUCUGCUGGUUCCUGCAGUCAGGACUUUGUUCAUGUUCAUCAAACCUUUCCACUCUGAAGAUACAGAAGCUGAGACACGUUGUGGCUCGCAGGAAUCAUCUGUCACAAACAUGUGCACACAUGAUGGGUUUGCUUGCUACAUGUGUGUGUGUGCGUGCGUGUGUGUGUGUGUGUGUGUGUGUGUGUGUUUUGCCCUCAGCCAGUGUUCAUCCUGAGCACGCAUGAAAGUUUAAGUCCCGUGAUCCAGCAGUCUGAGCAGGUCCAGUGUUGUUGUUGUUUUUCUGAGCUCUGCUGAUGAGGCUUCUUAAGGGGUAAAACUUGAAACUUCACAGAGAUCCCCCCCACAGGAGCCUUCAUCCUGUUUGCUUGGAGACGUGGCUCCACAGACUUAAUUUCACUGUCUGCAAACAUACAAUACAAGAGCCUGUUUCACACAAACAGACUGUCAGCCAGAUGUGUUUCCACGUUCAUCUCGAUCACAGAUGUGCACAUGUAGAGCUGUGUCUUCUCUCUGUGUCCUCCUAGUGAUAUACAAUCAAUUUAUUGUCCUUUUAGUGCUCCUGUUUGCAGAUCUUCCUCCCUGCUCCUCAUCUUUGCUGUCAGCAGGAGUAAAGCCAGGAAUGAGAGAGCAGGAAUGUUGUAAUGUUAAUAGAAGCCAUCUGCUUUCUUUUCUUUAACUCCUUACACACACUCUUUCUCUCUCUCUGUGUCUCUAUCAGACAGUGGCUUGUUUUUGGAUCAGCACUGCAGUGACUCACUCCCUGUUGUGGCUGUCAAACACAUUAUGUACUGUAUACAGUGUACAUCAAUCACACACAAAAGCAGACACAUAUUGGGCAACCUCUCCAUCUAAAAAGUAACCUUUUACUUUCUUCCUAACAGGCCUGGCUCCGUAAGUUUGGCUACCUGUCUCAGGCGAGCAGACAGAUGUCCACCAUGCAGUCGUCUCAGAUUCUGUCCAAAGCCGUCAGUGACAUGCAGCGCUUCUACGGCCUCCAAGUGACGGGAGAGAUGGAUGCUGCUACUGUUGCGUAAGCCCUUUUUUGUUUAAAUGAGCUGGAUUUUCCUGUCAAAGACACGUUUUUAUGUGUUUUUGACUUUACACAAAAUAAAUUCAGGGAUCCCGUAGGAUGUGUCAGAGCUCAGAGGAUUUGAUUUUCCAUUUAUCUGCACUUUUAAGGUAAGUUUCCUCGCUCUUAGAUGCAUCGUAUGCUUAAGAUAGAGUCAUAGAUCAGCGUACAGACUUCACCUCAAAAUAACAACUUUCAACAUGCAGAUUGAACUCUGACUUUCCCCAAUCAUAAAAAUAUAAAUAUAUCCUGUUUCAUUCACCAGUGGCUGCUAAAACAGUCCUAGUGAGGCCAGGAGGCUCGCACAGGAGUUUUAUUUUCCUUUCUCAUGUCACACAUUUGGCUAAAGAGGCCAGUUCAACGAUUGUGUCAUAUCCUCACAUUCAUCUGUGACCUUGAUUUGUUUUAUCAGGCCUUUGUUCUCAGCACGUAUGGAAGGAUUAAGGAAACAUCACAUUAGGUGGUAAACAAAUAGUUUGACAGUUUGGGGAAACACAUUACCCUGCAGGGAGUUACGUAAAAGGUUGGAUACUCUUCCAGUCUCUGUGAAAACCAUUAAGCUGCUUAUCUCACUUUCCUUUUUUCAAGUUAAGAUUCUGGCUGCUGCAUUUCAGACAAGCGGAAGUUUUCUGAGACUUUUUAGGGUGUUCUGAAAAAAGGGGUCACAACAAUGCGCUUCAUGAGUUGAAAGGUCAGCAUCUUUUAGAGCGUAGCGGAGUUUCGCAGCUCAAAGAAGAACAUUUAUGAUUAUUACUUCAUGGACAUGCAAUCAGAGUUCUUGUGUAUCUUGCAUGUGCACUGCAGACGCGGUAGUUCUUCUACCUUAGUGUAGUUCUUCUACCUCAGUCUGCUUUAAUUUCCAUGAAGUAAUAAUCAUUAAUUUUCCGCUGCACUCGGUGAUUGACUUGCUAUCCUGCGGUCGUUACUAAAGUUGGUAAAACUAGAGAAGCAAGUGGUCGGCAACAUUCAUCUCUUGAGGGGGUGUCUAACUUGGUGUUACUUGUGUAACUUAAAUUUACGCCGGAAUAUCCCUUUUGAAGUAUUUUGGAAAAAUCUGCAUCAGCCGAUAUCUUGGCUCAUCAGGCAGGUUCAAAGAUGAAUGAAUUCUGUUUGCCGCCACUGCAGGCUGCCUUUCCAGUGUGACUGCUGUUGAGCAACAUCAACAUCCUCUUAAAUGAAAGCAUGUUUUUCCCAUCCUAGAUGGAAGCAGAUCAUAAUAAAACAGUUACCGACAAGUGUUUAAAAUGUUUACUGGUACGAUACGUGAAAUAAUGAAUUUUAAUGUUGCCUCAGACAUGUAAAGUGCCCAUCACCUUGAACUAAUCUGAUUCACUCAACUCUACCACUGAGUCACUGACACCCAGCACCUGUUUCUUAUUAUAUGUGUUGUGUGUGUUUGUGUGUAGGGCCAUGCGUCGGCCUCGCUGUGGCCUCCCGGACAGAAAAGUGUCCGAGAUUGAAGAAGGUGCGAGGAAGAAACGUUACGCUCUGACUGGACAGCAGUGGGACAGAGACCACAUCACUUACAGGUUCACAGCCACAAAAGUGUUUUGACAACGGCGCAAUUUUCUCAACAAACAAGCUCUAAUAUGUUUUCUUCUGCCUUCAGCAUCAUGAACCAGCAAAUCCCGUCCUCGCUGGGUGAGGAGCGGGUGUUUGAUGCGAUCAGCAGAGCCUUUGACGUGUGGAGGAGGGUCACCCCGCUCACAUUUGAGGAGCUACCUACUGAAAACAACAUCAGCAUCAACAGCAGUCAGACUGCGCUCGCUGACAUCCUCAUAUUGUUUGCCUCUGGUUUCCAUGGAGAUAUGUCACUGUUUGAUGGCGAGGGGGGGUCUCUUGCUCAUGCCUAUUACCCAGGACCAGGAAUAGGUGGAGAUACACACUUUGAUGCUGAUGAGCCCUGGACUCUGGACAACCAAAACCCAGACGGUGAGUGGGUUGAUUUGUGUUUUAUCUAAAGCCUAAAUCUGUACACUUGUUUACAACCGUCACAGCAAACAGGAAACUGAAGUGGGAAAACUGAGAUCAAAGAAAAAAUACAUGUGAAUUGGAUAUUGGUCAUGAAGAGUGUUUGGGGUACCUGAGGCUGUAUCAGUCCAUCUACAAAGGAUGAUGCUCAGUGUGUGGGUUUGCAAAAAGCCAGAGAGAGAUCGAUCAGAUCUUGAGCCAUGGCCAUGCACCCCCCAUACAGAUGAUCCAAACAGCAAUGCAAUACUUACUUGGUUGGCACAUGAUUAGAUCUAUGUUUAAGACUUUUUAACAAAUGAAGGUGCAAGUUUUAUCUCUCUAUGAGGAGGAGAGCUUUUGGGGGUUUCAGAGUUUGACAGCAACAUUAUUUGAGAGCUUUAAUUUUAAAGUUUUUAAUGCUAUUAGAGCUUGAGUUUUGUGAUAACUUUGAUCGAGUUUAAGUUGCUUCUUUGGAUAUUUGUAGUUAGAUUUGUUUCUCAGCAAAUCCAGUUAGACUACACAAAAGUACAAUCAGAACAAAGAAGUUCUUUAACACAUUUACAGUAUACUUGAUAAGAAGUUCACCGGCUCCAUCAGUUGCAAUUUGAGAGGGACAAAAUGAAUAAAGUACAUGAGAUGCACUAAUAAACCCGUGGAAUAUAAACCAGGACAAAACUUAAAUAAAAAGUGCGUAUAAAUAAGAGUGCCUGCCAUGUGAGUGAAAAGCUACUUUUAUAUUUUUUUGUUAUGCACCUUGGAACUAAAAAGCUUCAUCCAUACAGUAGCACCUGAAAUUCAAAGUUCAAUGAAUGGGAGUCAUCAUUUGAAAAUGGGUACAACAAACUGGGUACAACAUGAGACAACUAGAAAAGCACUCGGAGAGCGCAGACCUCCACCAAGCAGCUCAUGUGCCCCCUUAUAUUGUGAUUCACACCAAAACCUUUAGUGUUUAGUGUUAAAACUUGUGCAUACAAGUGUCAGUUUUGUUUUUAAAUUACAGCAUAUUGUAUAGUUACAUAAUACUUAGGUGUUUUCAUGUGUUCUUCAGAAAAAGGGAUUAACUCACUCCAAUAUCUCAUCAUGGUCUGUGUGUGUGUGUGUUUUCUGCAGGUGUGGAUUUCUUCCUGGUGGCGGUCCACGAGCUCGGUCAUGCUCUGGGUUUGGAGCACUCAGAUAAUCCCAGCGCUACAAUGGCUCCUUUCUACCAGUGGACGCACACACACAACUUCACACUUCAUGAGGAUGACAUCAGAGGGAUACAGCACAUAUACGGUGAGAGGCGCAUGCUGCACUGAUACACCUGUUUAUUAAUCCUAUUGUGGAGUUAUUCAGAGACGCUAUCAGCAGCACUUUGAGAUAAUGACGUGGGAAGACCUCAAGGUUACAUAUUUAUGCUUCCCAGCUACUGCAAAAGUAUUUGUUAUGUGAGGCUCACUGUUUGUACUUUCGCCAGCAAAUAUUUUUCUCAGAAACAUUUCACCUCAUUCCAAGAUAGCAGUGGAGGCUGCAAGCUUUGUAUGCCUCGUUAUGCUAUUGUUAUGUUGAACUUUGGAGCUGAAUCACAUGUAACCCACAUGUUUGUUAAGAACUUAGUCUUUCCACUCCUCACAAUUCAAAGUAAGGGACUACCAUCAAGACUUGCUGUACUGUAUGUACUUAAGUAUGUCUGUUAUUUCACAUUGACAGUAACAAUUGAAAUCAAGUUGAUCUAAAAUGGCAACCUUCACCAGCAACACAGGAAUUUGUUGAUUUUUCAGCUACUGAAGGACACGGACAAGACUAAACAGUGAACUUCAGCGUUAGAUAACUUCCAGAUGAUUUCUACAUUCAUAUACAGACUGCUUUAGCGUUUGAAUCAGUGUGAUCUCCAUGUGCAGAAUGUGCAGUCAGCUAUGAUUUGAGGUUAUGUCACACUCAUCACAUCUACAUGUCGGUCAGAACUGGCCUCAAAAGAAGCUUUGUGGAUGCACAUUUGCACGCACAUGCCACCACACACACACACACACACACACACACACACACACGCACACACACACAUAGAUUGGUGAAAUCUUAAAAACAGCAUAUCAUGCAUGCCAUUAUGAUGUUAUCAUGCUUUCUCUGUUUGAAUGGAUGGCAUUGUAUGCUGACAGAUGGCAUCUUUGUGUGUGUGUCUGUGUGUGAUAGUUAGUGAAAAGCUCUAGUAUGCUGGAGGUUGUACUUUACAUGAGUGCUUCUGCUGAUGAAAUUAGCUAAAAAAAAAAAAAAACUCAAAGGUCCCAUAUUGUAGUUUUUUUUAUGUUUAUUCAUUACUAAUUCAGCCUCAGUGAAGAUCUGCAGCCUCUCAGUUUCUGACCUCACCAUCCAUGUAGUGAUCUAAGUGGGCAGGGAUGCUAUGUUAAUGACUGGCUGCUCAGAUGUUAUCUGAGGUUGUAGGGUGCAGAUGGAUGCAGAAGUGGAAAAACACCAAAACAAAUAAAAAAACUUGGCCAAAUUCAAGUCAGUUUUUCUUUCAAGUAUAAAUACUGUAAACACUGUGAUAUAGUGGCAACACUCACAGGUGGCAUGCCUUUUGUUUUGGUCAUGAACUGAAGAUAUGAGGGUGAAACAAACACAGGUUUGUACUCAUGAAGCACUCUGAGGUGAAGCGGCUGUGUUGGAGUUGCAGUUAUCUUGUCUGGCUCUAAUCUUUGACUUCUUGAUUCUUCAGCACCAAAGCAAAAUCACAGUAGUGUAAGGAGAAAUAGCUUCAGUAUUUGCAUGCAUACCCAUAUAAAGUGCUCUGGUUGUUAUGUCACCACAGAGGGCAAUUCAGAUCCUGUUGUGGUGGUUAUGUUUUCCCAGAGGAUGAUGGGCUGCAGGAACAAUGCAAAGCUGGCUCAAGUGUGAAUGUAAAGGCGAGGAAAAACAUGCUUUUAACUGUCUGUGACCUUUAAACCGCAGAUUCUGAGUUAUACAGAUACAGUCAACCCACAAAUACUCACAAAUUCUUUUCUAUCCUUCUAUAUCUAUAAUGUUCAUCCCUGGUCAAAUCUACUUAAUUUUGAGAAAGUUUUACAUCGUUGUGUUCAUUCUUUCAUAAACGCAGACAACUCCCACUUAUUCAAUCUCCCGCUCUGGACUGAAUAUGAUAGAGUUACAAUUACAGUAAAUCAAAUCUGUCAUAUUUUGAAGGUUUUCUGCUGUAAACACCAUAAGGUCAAUGUUUUGCCGAAGUUAAUACAGUAAAGUGCCGUUUAUUUCACAGAUCUGGUGUUUUUAAUUUAAUUGAAGCUUGCAAUAGAUAAGACAGUUUUGUAAAAUAAAGAUAAAGACUUACAAAGCUCAAACUUUGUCGGUUAAAACUUUAUAUUUGACUCUUUUUGUAGGAAUUUGAGGUAACGCUACAGCCUUAAAGAUCUUUCUGUCUUUGUAUCUUGUUUACCAUUCAGCUGUUUAGUUGACAAACACAGAGUCCUAAAGGUGGAGUAGACGAUUUCUCAGUUACUGCUCAGUGUUAAGUCUGUAUUACCUUUUUUUUCCACCUGUUGUUAAAAGUAGUAAGUUCCAAAUCUUAUAUCUUAUCAAAUCAUAGAUUUGAGAUUUUUAUGAAUAGGAACAUGAUAAAAUACCUAGUGGCCAUAAGUCUGUGUGUUCUUACCAUGUGUAGCAUGAAGCCUCUAACAAACAGAGCUUAACAGGUUGCAAUGAGGAGGGUGAAUAUGAGGCAAAAUGUUAUUUAAAAGUUUACAGGUAUGAGUCAAAAACAUUAAAAAGAUGAGAGCUUUGGAGCUGCAUGGGACUUGAGACAGGUGUACGGUCACGCCUACAGGCAGGUUUGGUUAAAGGACAGGUUUCAAAUUUCAGGGUUGAGGUUACAGGAUACAGUUUAUGAAGCAACACUGGCAAUCUGUCAAGACAUCAGAGACUACGGCCCUUUAUUUACACUGCAGGGCUGAUAAGAGAAGGAGGAGACAGGGGAGUGUGAGGAGGUGAUAGAAACUGGUAUGAUAGUGUGAGAACAUCAGGUGGAUUAAAGGUGGAGGCGCAGCUGAAAUGUGCAACAAAGACUCUGAGGUUAAUGUCUUGCCAAAAUAAUCUGGGAAAAAAUAGUUUCUUUAAAAAAAAAGAAUGUCAAAAACUUGGUUCAUGACUUGGCAAGGUUGUAAUGUGAACACUGUAUGAAUUUGUGUUUUCUAUCUAAUCUUGUGCUCACGUGUAAAGUCUGUGCGAUAACCACGUGUUGCUGCACACAUACAGUGACCUGGAUAAAUUCUGAGUCAUGAAACAGUGUGUUAUCUCUCCAGUGACACAGUUGUCUCCAUGACAUGCCUAAAGCUUGUCAACACACUAAAGCUGUGUAACAUCAGACAUCCAUUAAAUACACAGAGAGAGUCAGAACCAGGAAACAGGGGCUGAGGGAUCAAAAACUAGCACUUUCAUAUUGGUGUCCUAAUGCAGAAUGAUACACUGGCUGCAUGCAUGUCAGAAAAUCACUGUAGUUGAUGACAGAUAGGAUAAGAUUUUACCAGCAACAAAAGGAGCAAGCAUCAAUUCUAUCUUGUUCCUGGCUGCUAAGUUAAGCCCCUUUUUUUGACCCCAAGAUGACUUCAACAAAAUCAGGUCAUACGACAAUUAGCUCUCAAACUUUAAUGAUACAGCAUGUCAGAAACCAAAGAAUAGCCUGUUAUGUGUGUCAUAAAGUGACAGGGCCUGUUAGUGUAUUUUGAGACACCUGUCGACUAUAAGAAAUAAAGAUUUAUUCAUCCUCAUGAUUUGUGGACCAUAGUCACUGGACAACAUGAGUCUUCAUAUUGAGCUCUGUGUGGUAUUUUUAGAUGAGAAUAACUGAAUACAUCUGUGAGGCCAUCAGCUGUCUGAACGUAUUACAUAAGUGCCUUUAUCCACGUGUUUUCUCCUCUUAGCAACCAGCCGGGCCGAUUUUUCCAAAGAGCAGCAGCAGCACAGUGGCAAUUAAUCAAGCGAGCCUUGAGCUGCUGGACAAAAUGGAAAAUUAGAUUUUCUUUGUGUGUGGGAGAGAGAGAGAGGGGAUAUUGUGCAGGAAGGGAGGAGGAUAUAAUGGAUGUUGUUGAUGUCGGACGUCACACAGAAAGGCUUGAGGAAUUUAUUUCAGCCAGAAUCAAGUUUUUUUUUUUUUUGUUUAAGAUGAAAAUAGGAGAGGAAAAAUAGUCUCUUCAUUGUUGUAGUUUCUCUUUCUUGUUCUAACUCUCCACCGUUUUCCAAGCAGGUCCUCCUCUUGUCACUGAUGCUCCUCCAACUUCUCCACGUGCACCUGAUGAUGAACCCAAAGAUGACUCACCCACGUCCCCCUCUCCUCCUGAAUAUGAACCCACCCCCACUCUCUCAACCAACCCUCCACCAAACCCGACAGACAGCAGCCCACAUCCCCCAGCCCGACCAGAGACGAGUCCCAGCCCCACCUCACCUCCUAUUCCUUCCACCGUCGCUCCCACCGACCCCCUGCCUGAUCCUGUCACCCCAUACGUAAGAAAAGACGUCCCAGCGCCACCUCCUCGACCCCCUGCUCCUCCAAAACCUCCAAAAGUGCCAGAAAACCAGGCCCCUGAUAUCUGUGACGGGAACUUUGACACGGUGACAGUGCUGAGGGGAGAGAUGUUUGUUUUCAAGGUAAGACACAACAACAAGUUCUCAGGUGUCUGUACUGUACUGAACCUCUACAUUUACCACCUUUAAUUCUCUUUGGAAGAAUAACUAUUUUCGAGUUUAGUCAUCAUCAAUAAGGGAGGUUACAUAAUGAUGAAACAUAGCAAGGAAGGUUGUUUAAAAGAAAUAGAGAAAUAAGCAAGGGGGAAAUAGAAGAGAGUGACCACUGGCCUUUCUUACAUGUCACUCUAUACUCUCCACCUCUCCUGUUUCUUUUCAGCUGUGCAAUCCAAGAAAGUUAAGAAAAUCCAUAACUUUUUUUUUUUAAUUUCUUUUAUUCGGAUUAAAAAAUAAAAAAAACCCAAGUGAAGGACUGAAACUAUGCAUGUUAUAGACACUGAAAAAUUGUAGUUCAGCAUUAGCAAACAGCAAGCAGUGGUAAAGGCGACAGUGAACGCAAUAUACAAUAUAUAAUAAUGUAUAAAGACAUGAAUAUGUGACCUGGAAAUGUUUUAAUGAAGCAGUAACAUGACCUCAAGGAUAGAAAAGAAGAGCAGCAGAGUACAAGUGUCUUGUGUUAGGAGUAUCUGCAGCAAUGUGGCAGCCAUCCUCUCAGAUAGUAGAGAAACAGCUAACAGCUAGAAACAGAUAAUCCUUAUCCAACUAACUAAUGUGGACUUGAAGCAGAAACUUAUUUACCACUUAUAUAUUUUGAUUUAAUUGAAUAUGAGUUUAGACUUUAAACAUCAUCUCUGUGCAAACCUCUGUUGACUGUCCUUUCCUUUUUAAGAAUGAUCAUACCUGAACCAACUCUACAACUUUACUUUGGCUACCUCUGGAUGCAAAAACACUGUCCAGUCUGAACGUUUGUAUAGGGUUGCACAAAUGUGAAGUCUUCAUUUCUUGCAAGAGAAUGUUAGCAACAGUAUUUUGAUAAUAGAAACUAGGAUAAAUAUGUAUGUACAUGCAUCAUAAUUUGCUUUUGUCAUGCAGGGUCGCUGGUUCUGGCGGGUGCGUAGGAACCGGGUUUUGGAUAACUACCCCAUGCCUAUAUCUCUCUUCUGGAUCGGCCUGCCCAGUGAUAUUGAUGCCGCCUACGAGCGCCACGACGGCAAAUUCGUCUUCUUUAAAGGUGCGUUACAGAAGUUUUAUUCCCGAGCGGUAACACCUUUCACUGUGCUGCCGCAGCCGCCACAUGCCGUGAACUCACCAAUAACAUGUCCAAACCUUGCCUAAGGACACAAAAAGGCCAGUUAGUUCCAGCUCUGCUUCUUAGCCAGAGCCAGCAGGGAGCUCUUCGAGAGUGCUUUCUAUAAACACAAGAAUGGGAGUGAAACUAAAAAUCUGAUCUUGACUUGAUUUGAACUGGUCAGGCUGAAAGGAAAUACUGCCAACUCAGCAUGUUUUUUUUCCCCACGCAACAAGAUUUAUGAGGAUAUGGUAAUAAUUCAACACAGCUAUAACUCUCUGAACACGCCAGAUGUACACACCCACCCACAGAAACACACACACAGACAGAUACACACAAAUAUUUUUUAGAAAAACAAGAAGGCAUGUGGCUGCAGAUAAAGACCUUUGAGAGUAAAAGGUUCUGAGCGUGUGUUUAUAUAUAUAUCUGCACACAGAAUUUGCGUGUGUAUCUCUGUAUGUGUGCAUCAGUGUGAGUCUCUGAGUUCACCGGGUCCCUUGAAUGAGGUCUAUGCAGCGUGGCGUUGUUGCUUGCCCAGUAUGACUCCACACCAGCUGAGCUCAAACAGGCCUCAUGGGAGAAACGGAGGAUUGCAUCAGCCUUUCUGCAGAGCAGGGCUCCAGAUGUUAACAUGGACAGAGCCUUCACUUUUACGGUCUGGCUGUGUGGUGAUUAGUUCUGCAUUUUUAUUCAGAGCUUCUGAUUGUGGAUUUACGCUCUUUUAAAUUCCACAGGUAGCUCCAGCUGAACUUGGUUGUUGUCAUGGUUUUUGCCCUUUGAUUGAAGUAGAGAUGGACAGGCUAAAGACGAGCUGCACAAGUUGAUCUUCCUUUUCCGUGGUGGUCUUUGGAAAGUACAGUUCAUGCAUCUAAAGCUGCAGAAAGGUUGGCCAUAUAAACCCAAGUGAAACAAGGCAAAACAUGCACUCAAACCAUGAAUUAAAGAGCCAAUAGAAGGAGCCCCUGUGCACAAACGUUGCUGUUAUGGUUUCAGUAUGUUGCAGAGCAGCAGUGUGCUGGCACUUUGGGUGGAAAGUGGCUGCAAAGUGUGCCCAAGGUUAAGGUUAAAAACUGGCUCCCUCUUUAGGGAAUCUUGGAAAGUCGAUGUAAUGCCCAUUAUUUUUACCUUGGAUGUCCUUUCUACUUUUCAUCAGGAGUGAGGUGCAGGACUUGUGUUUUGGCCUCUCUGCAUGUGUCGCUGAUUUUUCCCCCUCCUUCUCUUCUUUACCUCAUUUUACCCCUUUUGAACCAGGUAACAAACACAGCAUUUUGAGGAUGAAAGGAUAACACCAGUUCGUUUAGGAUAAUAUUAUGCUCUACACUUUAGUACAAGGAAUGAAUGCAUUUAUAUACUCUUUCAGUCAGCACUUAAAUGUGUGUGAAAUAACACCUGGAUGCACUGGACAGCAGAGUAAUGGUUAUUGUGUUACCCAUCACUAGUGCAGGAUCUUUGUCCACUGUGCACGGGUCACACUGUAAAGUGACUGUUUUGACUAUUAUUUGCGACGAAUGAGCGAUAAAUAAUUAUUCCGCCAAGGAGGUUAUGUUUUCGGUAGCGUUGGUUUGUUUGUUUGUGAGUUUGUUUGUCUGUUAGCAACUUUACGGAGAAAGUAACAGACGGAUUGACCUGAAGUUUUCACCAGAGGUGUGUCUCAGCCCCAGGAGGAUCCCAUUACAUUUUGGUGGUGAUCCGGACAAAAUUCUGGAUACUGUGAUCCAGAACACACAAAAAUAAGGGUGUCGUUGGAAUUUUCAAUGCUGAAAGAUAACCAAUGGGCGGCACAGUGGUGUAGUGGUGUAGUGGUUAGCACUCACAACCAGAAGGUCCUGGGUUCUAAUCCCGGUCAGGGGACCUUGGCGGAGGUCUGCGCUCUCCGAGUGCUUUUCUAGUUGUUCAUGAUAUAUCGUCAGAAAAAUCAUCCUUGAUAAAUACUUGCCAUCUCAUGAUAAAUAUAAUAAAUGCAAGUUGAUGAUGUAAGCGCGAGCGACAGACUUGCAGCCGUAGCCCACACAGAGCAGAAUAAGAAACAAACAUGGCUGAAGGUAAUAAAGAAGACAUUUCUAAGCAGGUUGUUGUAAAUGAGGCUCUACAUGAGGGAUUUCCUUCAAGAUUGGGGUUUAGAUGAGUGCGAUCAGGUAUGCCUGACAUCAGACAGUGGAUCUGCUGCUCUUCACUCUGUGCAGUAAGAGUUUUCAACAAAUGUUAAAAAUGUUUUCACAUUUGAGACUUGUUUGAUGUCACUAGUUUUCUCCAUAACCUACCACUUAACCAUGUGGUUAAGUAUCUUAUUUGACAACUCCAGCUGGUGUUCUCAAGACAAAACUAGUCAAAAACAUAGACUGGAAUUAUAAUAUUAAAUCAUUGUCCCCAGAAUGGCAAAUCUUACAGUGAUAAAUUUUUUAGCCCAUAUCGCCCAUCCCUGAUAUUCGCUGCAUUCAAAGCUCUGGUUUCCAAAAGGAGCUGAGGACUGGAUCAUGCCACUUUGACAUGUCAGCAGAAAGAUUGGUCAUGUUGCCAAUGUAUUUGACUUUACCUUUACAUGCACGGCAACUAGCUGCUGAUUUAUUAAGGUCGCCUCCUAUUUUACAAAAGUAAAAAAGAAAUAUGUCCGCACUUCAGACAUGAAACCAGGGACUCCAUUAUCUCUCCUUGGUCUUUAUCAGCCAUCAUGAUGCUGCUAGCACAUACCCCAAAUGCUGCCAAAUGGGAGAAUAACCUCUGAUGUACAGUGUAGAUUUUCUUAUCUCAUAAAUGCAUCCACAAUACCAACAUUUGAUGUGUCAAAUGUAUGGCAGUUUCUCUGAAUUGUUACAACUGAUUCUUUUCUUUGUGAGAUGAUUAUGAAUCAAUAUCAAAAUCAGUGCAUUAAUGUAAUGGAUGACUUGUUACACUCCCAAAAUAAGCAUUAUCUCUUUGUCCCUGCAGAUGAUCGAUACUGGGUGUUCAGAGAGGCUGACGUGCUGCCUGGAUACCCGCAACCUUUACAUGAAUAUGGACGGGGAGUUCCUGCACACAAGAUUGACACAGCAAUCUGGUGGGAGCCCAACGGGUACACGUACUUCUUCUCUGGAGACAGGUAACUGAAACAGACAAUGAGACAUGGACCAAGGUUUGAACCUAUUAGAUGUAAAUUCACCCUCUGCUCAUUUACUGUCUAUGUGCAGAUACUGGCGGUACAGUGAGGAGACCAGGACUACAGACCGGGACUUUCCAAAGCCCAACACUAGAUGGGGAAAUAUCCCUGACUCACCCAAAGGAGCCUUCCUCAGUGAAGAUGGAGGUAAAUAAGAACUCUAAAUAAAGCAAAUAAUGUCACUGUGUGGAGGAUCAAAGCAGUUGUGUUUAUUAUCACCACAACAGACUCUAGGAAUAAACAUAGAUCCAGGGCUGAAGCAGGAGCACAGCGAGAGUGAAGAGAGGUGGAGGGAGAGAAAGAGCGAAAGGUUAGAGGGUGAAAUGGGGUGUGUAAGAGACAGGGAGGGAAAAACUGACAUUUGAAGCUGGUUAGGCUGCAGCCAGCAGAGCAGAGCAUGAGGGAGAGAGAGAGAGAGAAAAGAGUGAGGGGAUGAGAGAGAGAGGGAAAGAGUGGAAUGAGAGCUCUGGUUUGAGGGUUGGCUCGUCCUUCCUUUGGAAAUUAGAUUUGUGGCUGAGCUGCUCUAAAUGCACUCUGUAGCAGUUUAUCUCAUCUACACCCAAACUGCUCUCAUGUCUAUGUAAGCCUGCCUCUUGAUAGAAGGAGCUGCAUUUACACCCAGAGCUGUAAGCCAAAAAAGCAUUAAAAAGUCUGAGUGUUCAUCUAUAGAUGCGUGAUUUCAUAAGAACACACUUUGUGUUUUGCCUGCUUACGAGUGCUAGUCCAGGCAUGCAAAAGUCAUUCCUAACUACAUCAAGUGCAAACGCUAACCUGUUCCCCUCAAAACUGUGAUUGUUGUGCUUUUUGUUUUCAGUUUUUUUAUAAGAAAAAAAAUGUCAUCAAUGGUAGUGUAAAUUUGAUAGACUUUGUUCAUUGAAGUUUACAGUUCAAUCACUUUUCUCUGUUACAUGAACUUGUUCACAAAAAAUUGCCUACUUUCAUUCCACCAAACACCUCCUAUCCAAGGUGUUUUUGAAAGCAUUUCCUCCUUUCAUUCAAGAAUUAGACCAGGGGAUCAGUGUACCUCCUGUGCAGGAAAACCAAAGCCAAGGUAUGAUUGGUUAAGUUUAGUAAUAAGGGCAGGAUCAUUGACUUCUGUUGGGUUCAGACAUCAGAAUAUUGACCUGAUAGUUCCUCAUACUAUUUGUUUGAUUGAUGCAAAAAGUGAAAAGUACAAAAUCUUUCCCCCCGGUCACAUUGAGAAGAUGGUAGCAUCCAGUUUCCAUUUCAAAUGUUGGAUGUCGCAGGCAAAGCUUCAAAUUGUAAGAUAAAUGUGUGCUGGUGUAUUUGUAGGAGGAGUCGCUGGUCGCUCUGAAUGGCUUAUUCAAAAGGUCACAUGAGAGUGCAAAUGACGAGAGAUUUGCCAACAUGUAACAGUAGUUACAGCAGAGAGUGGGGGGGAGACAGGCAGCAAUGGGUGGGAGUAUGGGGGUUGCUGGGUGAACAGGUACCCAAACAGCUCAUAGAUUAAUACACUUCACUUCUCAGUUUUUGUAUGAAUUAUCAACUUAACACUGAAGGUGGUCAGAUAUGGAGAUCUUGGUAACCAGAGAUUGUUGUUCCUUCACUAGCUGUUCCUAGAUAGUUGUGUUCUCAGUUUACUGUCUGUUAACCAACCUCAGUCUGUAGCUUUAAAUCUGAAGUUAUAGAAAUGAGACCGUAAAAACAUCUGCUUUCAGCUCACAGCAAGAAAGUUAGAAAUAUAUACAUUACAUAGACAUUCAGCUAUUCCUUUAAAAGUAUUUCCUGUAAUAGAUCCAAGAAACAGUCAGACUUUACUUAUAAUAAUAAAAAUAAGAUUUUGACCGUUGUUAACUCCAUCUGUGACCAUACUCAUGAUUGAUAUUCCACUCCAAAGCACACUUUCAAUCAGCCCGACUGUGCCUACUUUUGCUGCAUGCCUUUUGCAUCACCAGCCACCUGGAAACAAAGCUGUCAUUACCACAGCUGCUCUCCACAUACCAGUUAAAAGGCCUCACCUCCACCCUGGCAUCUGCAAACUUAGGAUAUAGCUACCAGUGUUUAAAAGACAGUAAUGUCUCUGAAGUUUCUUUGUAAGAGCGACAAGGUUAGCGCCCAGACAUCAAAUAGAAACUUUAUGCACACACGAUUAAAUUCAUCUAAUAAUGCACUGUUAGUUGUCUGGCAUAAACCUAACUUAUCCUCUUUCCCUGCAGCUUACACCUAUUUCUACAAAGGCACCAGUUACUGGAGGUUUGACAACCGCAGGACUGAAGCAGACAAAGGCUACCCUCGCUCCAUUCUGAAGGAUUUCAUGGGCUGUGUUGGGGUCCCUGACCCGAAGCCCGACGUGGACCCUGAGCAGGAACCAAAAGACAAACCAGUCAAUCCUUCAGACCGAGGCAGAGAUGAACACAAAGAGCCGGACACAGGCAGAGACAAAGAAACAAACCCUGAGGAAAACCCAACCCCUGACAGCACAGAGGAGGAGGAGGAGGAGGAGGACAAAGAUGUGAAAGUGGUUGUGACCGUGGCCGACAAUGAAUCGAAAGUUAUGACUCUAAUCAUGGUGUGUGUUCCUCUAGUGCUCAUCCUGUGCAUCCUCGUCCUGAUCUACGUCAUCCUCAGGACUCUGCAGAACAAAGAGACACCAAGGGCUCUGGUGCACUGCAAACGUUCACUGCAGGACUGGGUGUGA
This is a messenger RNA of Xyrichtys novacula (pearly razorfish), 17467 nucleotides long. NCBI's taxonomy places the organism in Eukaryota, Metazoa, Chordata, Actinopteri, Labriformes, Labridae. The record is from the annotation of a GenBank genome assembly.